AUGACUCGCUUUGGUUUCCUCUCCUUGGCCCUGCUCUCCUUUCAAGCCUUUAUCGGCACCGGCUUUGCCGACGAUGCCGAACAGGUUGGAGCAGAGGCACCUGUCCUUGCCGUUUCUGCGCAGGCUACCUUCCCAGCUUCGGAGAUCUUUGGCAUUAAGCUUGUCAAUGGUCACCCGACUCAGGCGCUGAUUGCCGUCGCCAACGAUGAGCCGAACCCUGUUACUGUCAAUUUUGUUGGCGGUGCUCUUCGUUACCCCGAAGACCAGGCUCAGAUUGCCCGCAACCUGACUGCCACCCGUUACGGUGUCGAGAUCCCCGCCGGGGCCAAGGAGACGAUCAGCUACAGCUUCGCCACCGAGAUGCAUCCCCAGGAUCUUCAGCUCACCUUGUCUGCCAUCCUCUCUGACAGCGAAGGUCGAUUCUUCACUGUCACUGCUCACAAUGGCACUGUCAGCGUUGUCGAGGCUGAUACCAGCAUCUUCGAUCCUCAGAUUAUCUUCCUCUACGUCUUCCUUCUUGCCUGUGUUGUCGGCACCGGUUACUUCUUCUACUCUGUUUGGAUCGCGCCCUACUUCCCCCAGAAGCGCAAGCCCACCGGAAAGACCGGUGAGAAGCGCACUCAGGCCUCGAAGCGCGCGGAGACCCAGGUCACCGAAGAGAGCGCCCCCGGCGCUGCCGUGUCCUCCUCCACCACUUACAACGCCGAUUGGAUCCCCUCCCACCACAUCGCCCGUCCCGAAGCUCGGAAGGUCAAGGGCCGCUCCAAGGCCCGUGCGUGA
Penicillium olsonii is the source of this 780-nucleotide messenger RNA. The record is from the annotation of a GenBank genome assembly. NCBI's taxonomy places the organism in Eukaryota, Fungi, Ascomycota, Eurotiomycetes, Eurotiales, Aspergillaceae.